Molecule: messenger RNA, 5772 nt
Organism: Ylistrum balloti
Lineage: Eukaryota; Metazoa; Mollusca; Bivalvia; Pectinida; Pectinidae
Product: sestrin-1-like
Exons: 11
Coding region: 116-1780 (554 amino acids)
Biological process (GO): regulation of response to reactive oxygen species; cellular response to leucine starvation; cellular response to L-leucine
Cellular component (GO): nucleus
Molecular function (GO): L-leucine binding; oxidoreductase activity, acting on peroxide as acceptor
Source: RefSeq, a predicted model, not a curated record
UAAUAGAUUUUUUAGAUGGAAAUAUAUAAUUUUCAUCUUAAAUGAUUAAUGUACUUACUUCAAGAGAUUCUGCUUUACAUUUAAGCUGUCUUCUGGUUUCCGCAAAGUGGUUGAUAUGGCCGAAGAUCCUCCUCGCAUGAAAAUCCGAGAUGAGGAUUCUUUGCGAUUUGUGCACUGUCUGUCAAACAGAGACCCCGGAGUAAGGAUCAGGGCGUUCGAUUCCAUACUUCGGGUGUUCGAUGCCUUGAUCGGAGGUUAUGGUAGCCCUCCGGACAUGAAAGGGGUGUCCAACAUCCACGGUGCAGUUGAUACGAAAACUAUGAUUGAUGAAUACCUGGUCGACAUACUCCGGUUAUCCGUCCAGUGUCCGUUCGAGGAUGUGUUGGAAAGAUGCAAAGAUUUGCUAAGGGACAUGCAGGAGAAGUCAUAUAAAAUUCCACAAGUGCAUAAAGGGGGAAUAAGCACAUUUGUACCAGAAAGGGAGAUAAUACCAGCAAGCUCAAAAGAUACAGAGACACAGGCCCUGUUUGUGGAUGCUUUCCUACAGAAUAACCGGCUGGAUCAUGUCGUUCAGCUCAUGGGUUAUCAUCCACAAUACUUAGAAUGUUUUCUGAGGACACAACAGUAUCUGAUGAAAGGAGAUGGGGCCCUACCAUUCCAUUAUCGGCAUUACAUUGCGAUCAUGGCUGCCAGCAGGCACAUGUGUACCUAUCUGGUUCAUCUCCAUGAACAGGAAUUCAUUCUGCAAGGUGGAGAUCCCGAAUGGUUGAAGGGAACAAGCCAUGUUCCCAAAAAACUAAGGGAUUUGAAUGAACUCAACAAAUUACUGGCACAUCGGCCUUGGUUGAUAUGCAAGUCACAUAUUGAGAAACUCGCAAGAUCAACCAACUCCAAAGACAAUUGGUCUAUAAGUGAAUUGGUGCAAGCUUUGAUUCUCAUGGCACACUUCCAUUCACUUUGUUCCUUUGUUUAUGGGUGUGGGAUCAAAUCCGAGAUUGACCACAAUGGUGGUUACACUUACAGACCUCAGUCCCCUGUAGAGAAAAAUGCCAAUGAUUUUGAUUCCUCAGACAGUUCUUCCACAAAUGGGGAUAUCAAUUCUGAACCUGAAGUUGGUAUAGAAGUUCUUAUGGAAAGAAUGAAGAAAUUAGUUGAAGAAGGUGAAGAGGAAACAACGCAAGAGGAAAGAGUUAAAAGAUUUGAGAAGGUGGAAAGUCAGAGUGUUGAAAUUGCUGCUAACACUGUGCGGCCAUCACCAAAGGCUGAAGUCUUGAAAUAUGUUGAUGAAGCUGAAUACUGUUACCAAGAUUUCGCCAAACGAGACUCUGUUGAAGACAUACCUACCUUUAGAGCUACUGAUUACAGUUGGGAAGAUCAUGGGUUCUCAUUAUCCAAUAGAUUGUAUAUGGACAUUGGUAAUCACUUAGAGGACAAAUUCUCCGUAGCAACCAACAUGACUUACUACACAAUGGGAGAAAUACGUGAUGUGGACACCACUGCAUUCCGUCGCGCUAUCUGGAGUUACAUUCACUGUUUAUAUGGUAUCAUGCAUGAUGAUUACAACUACGGUCAGGUGAAUCAGCUGCUAGAAAGAAAUCUGAAGGCUUACAUAAAGACAAUGACGUGUUAUCCAGAAAGAUUGACUCGCAAAGAUUACGAUAAUGUCAUGAGGGAAUUUAAACAUUCAGAAAAGGUGCAUGUGAAUCUGAUGUUGCUAGAGGCACGGUUUCAGGCAGAACUCCUAUAUGCAUUGAGGGGUGUGAUGCAAUUUAUGACGUGAUGUAAAGACUUUUUUCAGAACUAAAACAACAGAAAAGUGUGGUGAGAGGCAAUCCUCAUUGAAGUACUGUGAUUGGAUAUGGAUAAGCAAUUAACCUUCUUUGGUUGCAGAAAGCCUUUCCUGAUUGAACGAAGACUGAUAGUGGUGCAUGCACUACUGGUGAUGCAUCAAGUAGUUCAGUUCAAUGUGUCUGUGAUAAUGUCUUUCAUUUUAACAAAAUAAAAAACUUAUGGUGGCGAGAUUUAUGGACAUCAACUACUAAAUAUCUGUGACAUAAUAGUUGUGGGAUGUAUGAAUACAUUGUAAAUGUGUUUUAUGUUGUGUUAGAAAGUAGUCCAUUGUUUUAAAAGCAGUAGAUGAGAUCUACUUGUUGUGAUUAGAACAGAGAGUUGAGAACGAUUUACACAGUUUCUGUGUAUGGUGAGAAAGAGGAGGAAGAUAGCGUUGACAGAUCAUAUCUGUAGUGAACAAGUUCAUUAUGUAUUCAUAUAAACAUGUUGGAUGUGCAAUUUAUAGACUGAGAGAGAUGCUAUAAGCAUCAAUCCAAGGAGAUUAUAGAGUUAUAAGGAACCCUUGUCAUGACUUACAUAUGGUUGCACAAAUGGGGGUUCUGGUGAGUAAACACCCAGAGUGUGGCCAAAAUGUGGUGAGCCAUUUCGGGCAAGAACUCCAAAUGUCUUUCAAUAGGUGCUGCAGACCUAAGUUACAUUGUAAACUGCUUAAAGCUAUACUCAUUUUGUUAUAUAUAUAUAUAAUACUUUGAUUACUUUCAUAGUCUCCACAUUGUCUUAUUUCUAUACAAAUCACUGUUUAUCAAGACACUUCUGAAAACCAAAGUCUCCUAUAAUUGUUGACAGCAUUACUGGUAACUGUAGGUUACUGUUAUGGUGCAAGUUUGUUUGUUUCCUAACAAUACAUUCCACAGUGUUGUGUGAAUUAUCCUGCCUCGUACAAAUAAUGUUUCCUAGUCAUGUUGACAUUUCUGUGUAUCUGUCCUUGGCUGAGUAUGUCACUUUAUGCAAUAUUCAAGUGUACCAUAGCUAUAUAUUGGUGAAACGACACCAAGAUUUUAUCUAAAUUUGAAAAGAGUUUAGCGAGACCUGAUUGAACAAAAAAUUAAGUUUUGAAAUUUAUUAUAAGUUCCCCCUAAGCUUCCCAUCACUGUUGAUGAUCUGGCUGUUCAGUUCUUCAGGAGAUGGACGUGUCCCAGAAAAGCAGCCAAUUCACUGACCUCACAAGUUUAUCUUGGGAGUGUAGUCAGGAUUGAUAUGGUAGACUUGUGAAAACGGGUACAAUAAGUUUUUUUAAAUAUUUAUUUCAAAAUCAAAAUAUUAAACUUUUUCCAAAACCUAGAGGUUAGUCAAAAGACGUAGUGCUACAAUCAAAAAUACAAAAUUUGUGUUGUAUUUAGAUUUUCUUCAUUUGAUGUGCUGUGUUGUUACAAAUACAGCUGUGUUUUCCAGGUUCUUAACACACAUUAUUCUUAAUAGCUGCUGAUAAGUGAUAUAGUUAAUGAUAUAGGGCAAACAAAUGUAAAUAAGCAUAUAUGUGUAUAAGGUCUCAUUUUACAUACAUACCAAUAUGUAGUUAUGUCUGUUAUAUAUAAUACAUGGCUUGCCUUGUAACUUGUUAGUAUUAUUUAUAUAAAUAUUAUAGAUAGUGUUUAAAACCUCCAACUUACCAAAACCUGAGUGGGUAUCCCAAGAUCAGGUUGGAUGGGUUACCUAAACCUGAGUGGGUAUCCCAAGAUCAGGUUGGGUUACUAACAUCUGAGUGAUUGUCCAAAGAUCAGGUUGGGUUACCAAAACCUGAGUGGGUAUCCCAAGAUCAGGUUGGGUUUCCCAAUACCAGGUCGGGUUACCAAAACCUGAGUGGGUAUCCCAAGAUCAGGUUGGGUUUCCCAAUACCAGGUCGGGUUACCAAAACCUGAGUGGGUAUCCCUAGAUCAGGUUGGGUUACCAAAUCCUGAGUGGGUAUCCCAAGAUCAGGUCGGGUUACCAAAACCUGAGUGGGUAUCCCAAGAUCAGGUCGGGUUACCAAAACCUGAGUGGGUAUCCCAAUACCAGGUUUGGUUGUUUUACUUUAUUGUUGUUGUUCUAUCAAUAGCUAGUUAAGAAGAUAGGAAGUGUUCUUGGUGGGCAAGUUGUAGUCAAAGUUUGGUUAGCAUGAUCAAAUAUUUCCUGUAUAUUUUGUUGAGCUAACCAGGCCUACUGCAGUCAAACCUACGCCAUUAUAUACUGCUUCAGUCAUUUGCCAUUUCUAAUUCCCGUUUCCUUGUUUCGCUUCAAGCUGAUGAUUUUAUGUACUUGUAAAAUCACUCUAAAAGUCUAGAUCAGUCUAGAAUGUUUUUAUUCUAGAAUAUCUUCUUGUUGACAUGUUUAAUAUUUGAAGUAGAACAUACACCUGACUUUCAGAUCAAUUUUGACAACUAGAUGUUUCAAUCAAAAGCUCUGAACAGAUACAACCAAUGAAGAUGAUUUAAUUGGUUGAUUUAUAGCACAAUAUAUAUACCCAACAGUAAUAGGUUUAUGUGUGGUUGGUAAUAGAUCUGACCUGGGCCAGUGUAUCAAUGUAAAUAAAUGGUACAUGAUAUGGUAUGUAUUGUCAAAAUACUGUUGUUAAGGUUGUAAGCCUUGUGUAUUUAUAGAUUUCCUAAGAAGAAAAUUAUCUUUGAAAAGUAACUCUAGUUGUCCUAAAAAUCAAAUGAGGCUCAUUGAUGUAAAUAUAAGGUUUUGCUAAUUUAAGUUUAUGAUAAAAAUGGACUUUUCUUCUGUUGUCCGUUGAUCAUUGAGCAGUGUAAAAGACAACAGAACCAACACACAACUUUUCCUAAGGCUAACUUGGAAAUAUUGCAUCAUUAUUUUGCAUGGAUUUGAGAUUAUUUUCAUUAUUAGAACAAAGUAUGUACAUGUAUCUAAUUCUUACAGUUUAUGUUUUGGAGAGAAAUAUGGUGUUACCGUGCAUAUUGUAAAUAACACAUAAUUCACGUUAGAUAACAGAUUGACUGUAAUGAUCUAAGCAUCGAACAAAAUGUUUUAUUUAUAUAAACUAGAAAAUGGCAAUUCAGAAAUGGCUAAAAUGAUCAACAUGCAGUUUUUAUCACAAAUGAAAUAUUUUCAAUAUAAAUUUUGUGCAAUUAUGAGAUAUGACACAUCUAUUUUGAUUAUAUAUUGUAUUGAAGUAUUGUGAUGGGGCAUUACUGAUAUGUGGAAUUGUUGAAUAUGCCCCCUAUGUUCAUGUAUGUACUGUCAAAUUAUGAAUGUAACUUGGUUCAUAAAAUCCAGAAACUAUUAAAAGAAAAACUGAAACUGUUGGUAACAAUAGAAUUAUUUUAGAAAAUGGAAGAAUGCACUGUCUUACAGAUGUGUUCACUAUAUUUGUUUCUUAGAGUCUGCAGUAAAAGAUAAUAUAUAAGUGUAUUUUAAGAAAUCCUGCAUGCAUAAAAAGAUAUACAUGACAAACCAGAACCUUGUUUAAAAACCUUUAAGCAACAAAAGUGUCUUUCCUUUUGGAGAUAAAAAUGUGCUCAUCAGAUCUUAACUAUAUUGAUCUUUUUGUAUCUAUUGAAAUUUAUGUGAAAGACCUCCAAAGUUGUCAUUGUUAAGGAACAUGAAAAUUAUGAUGACCAGGACGUUUGCAAUAAUAAAAGUGUUUUUUCCUUCACUGAUCAAAACAAUCCUUGUUGUAUCCAAGAGUUGUGUGGAAAAGGAUGCUGAGGACACUUGUAGGCUUCCAUUGGUUAAACAAAGUGUCCUAGCAUAGCUGUGAGUGGGUGUUUGUUAGGGAGUAGUCUGUUUUGUUCAGUGAUAGGAAGGAGAAACACUGUUAUUCAUUCCAAACCUGAUCUCUAUACAUGUACAGAAAUACUGGUGCCAGUGUUAAUCUGUUUGGACUGUCCUAGUCUAAAAAUGAAUCUGUAUUAUUUAUUUUACAAAUUAACCUUUCCUACGUUGUGAUACUAUGUUGCUAAAUAAAGAAAAAGUUGAAGAAAA